Molecule: messenger RNA, 779 nt
Organism: Vespa velutina
Lineage: Eukaryota; Metazoa; Arthropoda; Insecta; Hymenoptera; Vespidae
Product: coiled-coil domain-containing protein 28A
Source: RefSeq, a predicted model, not a curated record
AUUAUCAUAAUGGUGGAAGUAUCAGGUUGUGGUGAAUUACAACAAUUAGUUCAAGAAGAAGAAUGUGAGGAACCACUUAGUCGUGGUGGUGAAGCUACACCUCCUUCAACACCAGCAAGAUCACAACAUCCAAGUAAAAAUGAAACACAUAGUUCUCAUGUAUCGCAACAAGUAUUAUGGGAAAGCAAUACUCAGACUUCUCCUAUUGUUAGUAAGGGUAGUUCUGGCCAAGCAACUAGUCAAGGUUCUAUGGUUUCUGGUAGAGCCAUUAAUUUUUCAAAUCAUACUGCCAAUCAGUCUCGUUUGAUUUAUCUUAAUGAAAAAGAAAAACAAAGACCUAAUCGACCAGCCUCCAAGACUCAUCGGCAACAAAAAGAUAUGACACCAUGCAAACAUCACUGUUUUUUAUCAGAGGUACCUGAUGUCAGACGCAUGGAACAAGCUUUAUUACAACUAUUAGAAGAUUUUCAUAGUGGAAAUUUACGAGCUUUUGGUAAAGAUUGCAGUAUGGAACAUAUGACAGAGAUAAGAGAACAGCAAGAACGUCUAGCCAGACUUCAUUUUGAAUUGGGUCAGAGACAAGAAGUUGGUAGCGAACAAUCUGGCUUAAGACAAUCAAGUGCAAAUAUGAGACAUUUACUUCAUCGUCUUCAACAACUUAGUGUUUGCAUUGAGAAGUUACAUAGUAAAUAAAUUUAAUAUUAAAUAGUAGAAGUAAAUUUUCUACAAUUUUCAUAUUAUACUAAUCCUACAAGAUAAAUAAAUUAUAUCAAAUUUGA